AUGAUUGCAGAUUCUCUUAUGGUCAGCAAUAUGAUAGAACCACAGGUCAAUGCUAGAUCUGCAGCCGUGCAGGGCAAGUACGCUGAGGCCUGUCUUGACGAACCCAGCAAACGUCCGAAUGCCAACCGAAGACCAGAUCAAACUACCCGUGCCAUGGGCCCAAGUUACCGAAACCCAGCGAGACAAAUUGUUGAGCGCCAGCGACUUGGUUCAGAGUCUGAUCAGUCCCUGUCGAGAAGGAAUCAGAACCGAGCAGGAAACAUCUCAUCAGGGCUGGAGACCCACCCUCAGGGGAUCGAGAAACAGGAAAAAGGGAUCUGGCCAUUUAAUUUCUCAUGGGAAGAUAUUUGGGACAAUGCAUGUGUGGCUAACCCGAACAGCCCAUUCGGAUGGUUUAAGCCCAGCACAAAUGAAGUGGUGGACCACAUGGUGGAUGACGAUGAAAGCAACAUCGACAACAGCAAAAACAGGGGCGUCUUGCCAGAAGCCUUUAGUAUACCUGAUGCGAAAGCGUCGUUCACUACUGCCUCUUCUCCAAGUUUUGAUUCCCGUUUCCAGAAAUCGGUCACAGCCUUGCAGAUUGGCAGUUCUGAAGCACUGUCCGACCAGAAAGUUCUCAGUUCAGAUGUGAACGAGGUCAUGCAGGCCAAAACACAGAUCCCUGAAGGCCUUCCUAUUUGUCCAGUGAGUCAAGCAGUUGCUCAUAAGCUCAGUAUGUACUAA
Molecule: messenger RNA, 723 nt
Organism: Penicillium macrosclerotiorum
Lineage: Eukaryota; Fungi; Ascomycota; Eurotiomycetes; Eurotiales; Aspergillaceae
Exons: 1
Coding region: 1-723 (240 amino acids)
Source: RefSeq, a predicted model, not a curated record